GCUCAAAGUGCACCACACAUCACUCCAGUGAAACCAACCGUUCACUUUUGUUUUUGACUAGACAUUUUUGCGAAAAUGAAAUUUUUGGUUCUUAUUGUUGCCACCUUGGCCAUCGCUUCAGCCUCUGAAGAAAAGAAGGAAAAACGUGGAGUCCUUGGUCUUGGCUAUGGAGGAUAUGGUGGACUUGGCUAUGGAGGAUAUGGAGGUAUCGGUUACGGUGACUUGGGACAUGGACUUGCUUUGGGAGGACAUGGACUGGCUUUGGGAGGACAUGGACUAGCUUUGGAAGGACACGGACUGGAUUAUUCUUCCUAUUCUGCACCCAUAAUCACCAAAUCCUAUGCCGCUCCAAUCAUCUCUGCACCCAUCGUAAAAUCCUACUCCACUCCUAUUUUGUCAGCCCCUAUUAUCAAAUCCUACUCAGCUCCAAUUUCCUACUCUGCACCCAUCUUGACCAAGUCUUACGCCGCCCCAGUAUUGUCCGCCCCUCUGAUAAAGUCAUAUGCCGCUCCAAUUUCUUACGGAAGUGGUCUAUCCUUGGGGUACGGUGGAUAUGGAAAACUCAUCCACUAAGGUGUUGGAAGUGAUUUGUUUUUUGUAUUAUUUGUGCUGUACAUAAUAUUUUUGAAUGUUUUCAGUUGAUGAAUAAAAUAUUGUAUAUCG
Messenger RNA from Leptinotarsa decemlineata (Colorado potato beetle), 663 nucleotides. RefSeq lists its product as uncharacterized. Lineage: Eukaryota; Metazoa; Arthropoda; Insecta; Coleoptera; Chrysomelidae. The record is from RefSeq and is a predicted model, not a curated record.